UGUAAAUACAUUGUGUGAACUAUGCCGCUCUACGAGCUGCUCUGCCUGGCCAAGCCAGCCGCCCGGGCUGACAUGGUGGCACUAAUGAAGACUCUCGGAGACGUUGUCUACCGAAAUGGAGGUUUCGUAACGCAGCUGAAGAGCUUUGGCGAGCAGCACCUCGCGUAUGACAUCCACAGACCCUUUGAAAAGUAUGAUCGUGCUCAUAUUUGGCAAAUGGACUUCGUUGCCAAGGUUGACGCCCUGAAGCCUCUCGAUCACGAGCUACAUGUUCAUGACAAAGUCCUGCGUUGGACUGUUGUUAAGCGGCCUAUGGCUGCUAAGCAGCCGGAAGCUCAGGCGGCUGGCGUUCAGCAGUAGACCCCGCUCCUUCUUCAACACGACGCUGGUAGCCCUAGCAACAUCUUUUUCGCUCGUCAUUUUUACCUUACCGGCGUGCCAUAUGCAAAGCUGGGCGUGGAUUGAGGGCAUCGUGUCCGGACAUGGGCGACUUCUGUAUCCUUGUUCGCCGGUGCAUGGGUUGAGCCGGAGCGCGUGACUGUGCAUUGUAUUCUAA
Molecule: messenger RNA, 556 nt
Organism: Astrephomene gubernaculifera
Lineage: Eukaryota; Viridiplantae; Chlorophyta; Chlorophyceae; Chlamydomonadales; Astrephomenaceae
Source: the annotation of a GenBank genome assembly